Messenger RNA from Penaeus indicus, 5278 nucleotides. RefSeq lists its product as uncharacterized. The record is from RefSeq and is a predicted model, not a curated record. The transcript has 3 exons. Bases 769 to 3558 code for a protein of 929 amino acids. Lineage: Eukaryota; Metazoa; Arthropoda; Malacostraca; Decapoda; Penaeidae.
CCUGGUGGGUGCGGCUGUGCCCUCGCUCCUUCCUCUACAGAGUGCCACUUCGCCAUCUCUUCGCCGUUCAUGAACUAUAGUCCAGGAUUACGAAACUAGAUUCACUGAUAUUGCUGACAGUGUCAAGAUUGUUGUGACGAGGGACCAAUACAAUAAAGGUCCUGCAGUGAUUGAUUAGUGUGCACAGAAUAACUGAUCUUGUUAAGCAUUAUCGAAUUAUCAAAGUGGGGACGAAUCUGUUUGAAUAUAAUGCCAAAACAAUCAUGUGAGUGUUGCAAAUAAUGCUCAGGAGUUUACUGAAGGAAUAUCUUUGUGCAGAUUAAAGAAAGGAAAUCAACACAAGGCCUGAGGUGUCUGCCUCACGAGCCGCAUGUGAAGGAAGGGCGCGAGGGUUGCAAACCAAGUGGCAUCUUGGCGCCUUUGUUGAAGAAAUGAUGGUGCCGUGAUGGUGUGCGGCAGGUGGUGCGCGACCUCGCCUGCCCCCUGCUGCUGCGGCAUCCUGCACAGUGUUAGCGCCGCCCCUCCCGACCUUUGAGGAUGCGGUCGUCUCCGCGGGCGGGCGGGGGCGGCGGCACCUCGUCCUCGUCCUCGGCUUCCGGCAGAAACACCGCUGGAUCCAAGUGACUAGGAUUGGGAACGUCACGGCGGGGGGCGCGCGACCCCCCUAACGCCGGGGGGCGCGCCUCGGGGCGCUAUGUGCGAGGGUGCCUCCGGGUGGUGCAGGUGAGCGCGCGCUACCUCAUAUCCGCCAGUCGCGCACCCACUAACAUGAUGCGAUCGAAGAAAAAGGAAGGCAACCUUAAGCCUUCUCGCAAGCUCGACAAGCGGUCCAGCCGCGGUGUUAUGUUUGAAAAUGAAGAACUGCGUCUGCGCACGAUAGAGAUUAACGCCGAGGUGGAUCGCGGCCAGUCAGACUUGCGCAAGCUGAAGAAGGAGAACGAAACGUUGAAGCAGCAGGUGUGGACGCUCCGCGACGAGUACGAUAAGCUCGAGAACUUUGUUAAAAACAUGGACGGCGGAAGUGACGAUGACGGGGAAGACGACGAGGAAGACGAGGAGGACGAGCUGGAACACAGGUUACGUCGAUCUAAGAUUUGUGAAGGAAAUAGCGAAGAUAAUGACGAAGAGGGAAAUGUUGAAACGGACAAUUUAGAAAAUCUGCAGAAAGUGUACAGUGGGAAGAUGCGUAGCGUAGAAUACACAAUGCGGCAAGCAGCCACUAUGGACACUGGGAUAGCGGGGGGCUGCAGCUCGGCCCAGUGCGGCCCCGGCGGUGGCUCGUGUGCCGCCCCAGUAGACGGGCUGGGCCAGUCGGGGUCGGUGCGGGUGUGUGUGCCCGGGGAACCACCUGCGUACGUCAGUGUCGGGGAGGGAGUCACGCCGUCUUCCGGGGAGCCUCUGCCGACGAUAUCCACGGACACGUACUUGUCGCAGACAGAGCACUUCAACCUCGAUCAGCUCCUUGACUUCGCUUCCUCGUUUCACUACGACCGCCGAAAGCACCUGACGGAGGAACCGAUGGCCAUGGCGCUGCCGCAGGACGAGGAGCGAUCGUCGUCGCCCUCGCGUGACGAGUCGACUUCCGACCCGGGAUACUCCACCGUCAGACGCCGCUCAGCCACCGUCAUCGAGAAGCUGAAAACGGGCAGCACUGCGGGGGCGUUGGUGAAGGAAGUGAAGCAACUGUCCCUGUGCAAGGACGGCGGAGGAGCGGCGACUGCCGUUCCGCUGAGCGAGGGGCCAGAAGUCGCCCACACCACCACCGUCACCUACACUCGCUCUUCCUACUUCUUCUCCGGACAGCUAGACGGCGGGCGAAGCCAGUCGCUCGGAGCAGGCCUCAACGCUGCUGCCAACGUGACACGCUCCCCCAGCAGCCCCGCGGGCCCGCUCUACGCCUCCAGCAGCGUCUCCAACAUCGGCACUUCCUCGUCGCUAGAUGCCGGGCUUCCUCUCGUGUCUGUGUACUCCCCGCGGGCUUCCCUCGUGCGCCUCAACAGCAUCGAGCCCAACACCGUGAUGGUGUCCGUGGCGGAGAUGCCCCAGCUGUGGGACAUCACCACCCAAGAGAUCAUAGACGAGCUGGAGCAGCAGGCCGAGUUGGCCUUGGUGUCCAUCCGCGGCGUCCGUGUGGUGGGCCGGGCCGCCUACAUCAGUCUGGGCCGUCGCGACGCCCUGCAGCAUCUCCUCACGACGGGCCUCACCAUCCGCGGCGGCAAAGUGCCACUCAUCGAUAUCACGCGCGAGUCCAUUGUGCUGGCGCUGACGGGCGUCCCUCACUACAUCGCCGACGCCACGCUGGUCAUUCUGCUGUCGGCAUUUGGCACCAUAAUAGGGGAACUCGAGCGUCGCUUUUACAAAGGUGUCGACACUGGAGAGCGGUUUGUGCGGAUGAAACUCAAGAAACACGUGAAGCUGCCCAAGUACGUCACUGUGGGAGGGUGUCGUAUCGUGUUGACAGUUCACGGUCGAGACGCUCCUGCACAGUUGCAUGUACCUGACUGGGGAAGUAAACCCCCUCACACACCCGCCCCUCCCCCCACCCCACACACCACACACGCCCCCCCACCGGACGCUCCCCACACGGAUCUCACCACGCCCGUCUCCCCAGACUCUGGCCAGUGUUCAGAACCGUCGUCGAGCGACAAGUCUUGUGAACGCAUCGAAGGCCGAGACGCGGGGCCGAGAACGGAGGUGAGCUCAGUCAACGAUACGCGCGUGACCGCCAAGUCCACAAAAACGUUUUCCAGCAGAUGCAUAGUAAAUCUGAAGCUGCCAGAGAGACCUUCCUCCACGAGCGGCGUCCCCCGGGCGCGGGACGCCAAUAAUCCAAGGGACCCGGUGGGCCCUGGUGGGGGUGGCUCUGGCACGGGAGUCGUCAUUGGCACGGGCACUCCUCCGACUCCCCUGGGGGCGGGGCACCUGUUGAGAGCAGGCUCCCUGUAUCGCGGCACCAGGAGUGGGGACACACCAACUACCCCAGGAAGUACCGGUGGCAGCUCCCCCUUGGGUGGCAGAAGACUCUCCCGCCUCGGCCCUGACGCCCGCACGCCGGAGUCGCCACGGCCGCGCCCGAACUCUGUGGUGUUUGACGAGCAGCCGCGGGAGGGCCCCACACCCACCCGCGGGGGCCUCCUCACGCCGCAGUACCCGCAGCACCACGUGGUUUCCACCGCCUCGGGGCCGAUGCCGCUGGCCAACGGCAUCCUACGCAAGGCGUCCGGGUCGGAGCAGGAGGCUCUGCUGCCCACCAGCCACAGCUGUGCCGCAAGCAUUAGAAACAGACUUAAGAUUGGCCGUAGUAUGUCGUACGAUGCAGGCAAAAAGAAACUGGCCGCUGAAAAAGAACAGAAGAAAUUGGGGAAAAUGGAAAGCAUUAGUGAAAACACUUUAAAUGAUGACGUGAGUGACAUCACGCCCCUGGGUGCCGGGGCGCGCAGAGACUCGGAAAAGAGCUCAGUCAGUGCUAACAGUAAAAGCAGUAGCAAUACCAAUAAAAAGAAAGAACCUGCAAUAGACCUCCCCUGGUGUGGCUGUUGGGGGAACGGUUGUUUCUAGUCCGUAGACUUCAGUGGUACCAGUUCCAUCCUUUAUAUUUAUCGUUAUUUUCUAGUAAAUACUUCCCUUGCUCGGAACGUUACCUAGUCUUGAUGAAGUAGUGCAUUAGUCUUGGACAGAAACACACGUCUAGGCUGACUCGUUGUAUAUAUCUCUGAUCAUCGCGACAAUUAUCAUGAUUUUAUUUCCAUGAUGUCAAUAAUCAAAGCGUUGCAACCAGUCAUAGUGCUGAUAUAAAAUUCACGCCAGAAAGUGUAUAAAUGCAUUUAAUUUGGUUAAAUGGAAUAAGAACACAUUGAUAUGUUAAAUGUUGAAAAAAUGUGAAAAUAUGUUGUAUUGAUUAUCAACGAUAUUGGCUAAUGUCCAUGUCCACCAUUCAUCUAACUGCCAAUUUUUACCCUGUUUGUGAGUCAUGACAAGAGCUGUUCUACAUCGCCACCUGUCUGCGGAAGGCAUUAAUCUCCAUGCAUCACAGUCUAUAACGUAAUCCACGUUUCCCAAAUGUAAGUUAAAAGUUUUCUUCCACUUCAGGUAGGUGUCGCUGUGUAAACCAUGAGAGGUCAACAAAAUGACUGGUUGCAAUAUACCGUGUAUUGCAUUUCUGUAAGCAUAUCAACUAUGUAUGUUUACCUGGUAAACAUGGCGAGAAUUCAGCAAACAUUCGAUUUCCUGAUGUUCGUUUUCAUGUCAGAACAAAAUGAAGUUUCUAAUUUUCAACAAUAAAUUCUUUGUUAGGUGAUUUGCCAAAAUAUGUGACCUGAAUGACGAAAUUGAGCCCAAGCGGAGGUUUAGUUGGGUUCAGUUUUGUUGCAAUCUUCAUGUGAGGGACGUGUAGGGCUGUAGGCCAGAUUUUGCAAGUAUUUUUCGUGAGUCAUUGGGCAGGUUGUUCCCCUCAGACCAUGGGGUGCCCUUUGUGAGUGAAUUUGACGUGCUGAUGGUGAAGAAGUAGGCAAGUGAUUUUCCCAAUUACAGACGGAGUAUUUAACUUACACUAGUCAAUACAUUUUUGUAUUACUCUUGCUUGGUCCCAUGAGAGUUAUUAGAGUAAGUUAACCUUGCCAACCAGGGCUUCUUAUCAUUUCCUUUCCCGUUAUGGUGAUUACAUAACCUUUUUUGAUUUAUUAGUUAUCAGUUCGUUUCCUUUUUUGUUUAGUUGAACUACACAAUAACAUAAAGAACAAAGUCAACCGAAGAGUUCAGUGGAAUCAUUCAUAACAACGUAACAAAUCUGUUUUAUCGUCUGCAUGUCCUCAUAGACAACACUUCAUCUUCACGUGAUUUUAAGCCCCAUCAACAACCUGAGUUUGAUCUCCACGAAGGAAUGGCUGUCAAAGUCAGAAAAUUCUAGAAGCUACAAACCUUACAAGACGUGUUGCAAACGCUUAUGCCUGUAAUUUUGAUAUUUUGUAAAAGUUGUUAUAAUCAAUGUUGUUGUUUAUAUAGUUAUUUUCUUAGAAAAUUGUAAAUUGAUACGGCUACCGUGGACAUAGUAUGUCAGAUUACUUACAGGAUGACCACUACAUUAUUUUGGUUAUUUAUUCUCAAAUUCUCUUAAUGUAAAAUGGUAAAAAUGCCAGUGACGGUGCUUUUGGUAGAAUUUCUAAGAUAUUAUUUGGAGGUGUUCUGGGUGGGGUAAAUGCCAUGUGGAAAGUGACAUUAUGUUUUCAUUACGAAAGAAUUUCAUUUUGUUCAGAUUCCAAAUAAAUAUUGAACAGAUCAA